Messenger RNA from Austrofundulus limnaeus, 4852 nucleotides. It is a transcript of the gene gabbr2, whose product is annotated as gamma-aminobutyric acid (GABA) B receptor, 2. Gene Ontology annotation, cellular component: G protein-coupled receptor heterodimeric complex; membrane. Gene Ontology annotation, biological process: G protein-coupled receptor signaling pathway; gamma-aminobutyric acid signaling pathway. Gene Ontology annotation, molecular function: G protein-coupled GABA receptor activity. Lineage: Eukaryota; Metazoa; Chordata; Actinopteri; Cyprinodontiformes; Rivulidae. The record is from RefSeq and is a predicted model, not a curated record. Bases 792 to 3587 code for a protein of 931 amino acids. The transcript is spliced from 19 exons.
AGUGCUCCCUCUCGCGCGCUCGGUGCGCAGCAGCAGCAGCAGCAGCAGCAGCAGCAGCAGCGCUCCUCUGACGCACUCUCGGAGAUGAGCAUCCCAGUCCCGCAGGCUGUCAGGACAGACGCUCCCGACCUCUCUCCCUCCGAAGCUUUCAACCUCCAACUCCAUCCCUCUCAUUUCUUUAACGUUUCUUUUAUUUAUUUWUUUAUUUUUUGCGCAUUUCUCUCCCAUUCUUCUCUGGGUUUUCCACUCCGAGCUCUGCGUUUGGCAGUGAUGCUCUCAUCUCUUGGCUGGGRAUUUACUCCGGAGGACAGAACUGUCAGGAGUGAUUAAUUUCUGUCCGCACUUCUUCCRUGGUUCUGUUGGUUUCCUUGCUGAUUCUCGGGCAUCGUUCCGAACCUCCUGAGACAAGCGCUCCACAUUAAAGGUGAGAAGGCGGKGGAGCUGUUUUGGCAGGAGAUCGUUCAGAUGACGGACACCGAGAGGCUGCAGAUCUCCAUCCGCAGCGCGACUUCCUGAGCGCGUGGAAUAUUCUCAGAGGUGUUAUUUCUCCAGCAGAGAUAUUGUGUCAGGUUUUGGUCAGAACCCGUACAGGAAGCGUGCCCACUGCAGGGGUUGCUGCGCCUGCUUCCGGCUCUUCCCCCCCUCCCCAAAUUUCCCUCCAGAGGUGGGCUUUGAUCGUCCUGGACCAGCCCGGAUUGGCGAUGCCCGGACAGUGAGCGCGCGGCGGCGGCGGCGGCGGCGGCUGCGGCGGCGGUGGUGGGAUUGUUUCGGUCACCCUGCUCCGUAGCAGCAUGGCUCCAGCCCGGAGGGACCGCGGCGGCCGGGAGAUGCUCCUGCUCCUCUCCGCUCUGCUGUUCCACCCCGCGCUGGCCAAGGUGUGCAACGACCGCACCAAGCACGGCCAGGACAACAGCUGGUUCACCAGGGACGGGGAGGACCUGCCCAUCAUGGUGCUCAUGCCCAUGAACGAGUCGGCCCCGAUGAGCAGCAUCAGCCAGGGCAUCGAACCGGCGGUCCAGCUGGCCAUCCAGCACAUACGGGAGUCCAGGAGGUACCCCUUCUCACUCAUCACCAAGAUCUACGACACGGAGUGCGACAACGCCAAAGGACUGAGGGCCUUUUUUGAUGCCAUAUGCUACGGUCCCAAACACCUGAUGAUCUUCGGCGGGGUCUGCCCCUCUGUCACGUCCAUCAUCGCAGAGUCUUUGGAGGGUUGGAAUCUGGUGCAGCUGUCCUUCGCAGCAACAACCCCGGUUCUGGCAGACAAGAAAAAGUACCCCAACUUCUUCCGCACCGUCCCGUCCGACAACGCUGUGAACCCGGCAGUGGUCAAGUUUCUCAACCACUACAACUGGACUCGUGUGGGGACCCUCACACAAGACGUGCAGAGGUUCUCAGAGGUGAGGAACGAUCUGACCAGUGAGCUGGAGAAAGCAGACAUUCAGAUAGCAGACACAGAAAGUUUCUCCAAUGAUCCUUGUGUCAACGUCAAAAAGCUCAAGGACAACGAUGUGAGRAUCAUCAUUGGUCAGUUUGAUGAAAACUUGGCCUCCCAAGUCUUCUGUUGUGCGUAUAACUUGAACAUGUUUGGCAGUAAGUACCAGUGGAUCAUUCCGGGCUGGUACCAACACAAGUGGUGGGAGCAGGCUAAUACCACCAACUGCACGGUCAAGAAGCUUCUCACUGCCAUGGAAGGGUACAUCAGUGUGGACUUCGAGCCGCUCAGCUCUAGGCCAGUCAAAGGCAUCUCUGGCAGGACCCCCCAGGAGUACGAGAUGGAGUAUACCAGAGAGCUUCGGCAGAAAGGUGUGGAGGCAAGCAAGUUUCAUGGCUUUGCCUACGAUGGGAUCUGGGUAAUUGCUAAAACCUUGACCCGAGUGAUGGAGCUGCUGCGGAUCAAACAAAGGCAGAACACCUACCACAACUUCACAGUCGAUGACCGGGAUGUAGGAAAAAUGGUUCUGAAUGUGAUGAAUGAGACGAACUUYAAUGGUGUAACGGGUCAAGUCAUGUUCCGUAAUGGAGAGAGGAUGGGCACAAUCAAAUUUAACCAGUUUCAAGAUGGUCAAGAAUUGAAAGUGGGCGAGUAUAAUGCCAUUGCGGAUGUGCUGGACCUCAACAACACAAUCAAGUUCCAAGGUGUGGAGCCUCCAAAGGAUCGCACGUUUGUACGMCAUCAGCGGCGCCACAUCAACGUGCCGCUCUACAGCAUCCUGUCCACCAUCACCAUACUGGGCAUGCUCAUGGCCGGMGCUUUCCUCUUCUUCAACAUCAAGAAUCGAAACCACAGACUGAUCAAGAUGUCCAGUCCCUACAUGAACAACUUGAUCAUCUUAGGAGGGAUGCUGUCCUACGCGUCCAUCUUCCUGUUUGGUCUGGACGGAGGUUUUGUUUCUGACAAAGAGUUCGAGACCCUUUGCACUGUCCGGACGUGGAUCCUCAUUGUUGGAUACACGACGGCGUUCGGCGCCAUGUUCGCCAAGACGUGGAGGGUGCACGCCAUCUUCAAAAAUGUGAAGAUGAAGAAAAAGAUCAUAAAGGACCAGAAGCUGUUGAUAAUCGUUGGAGGGAUGCUGCUUAUCGACUUGUGCAUUCUCAUCUGCUGGCAGAUUGUGGACCCUCUCAGGAGGACCGUGGAGGAAUACAGCUUGGAGCCAGACCCACAAGGCCGGGACAUCGCCAUCCGUCCCUUCUUGGAGCACUGUGAGAACACCCACAUGACCAUUUGGCUUGGCAUCGUCUAUGCCUACAAGGGACUGCUAAUGUUGUUUGGUUGUUUCCUGGCCUGGGAGACCAGGAACGUGAGCAUUCCUGCUCUCAACGACAGCAAAUACAUCGGGAUGAGUGUGUACAAUGUUGGCAUCAUGUGCAUUAUUGGUGCUGCAGUGUCUUUUUUAACCAGAGAUCAGCCCAAUGUCCAGUUCUGCAUUGUAGCUCUGGUGAUCAUCUUUUGUAGCACCAUCACCCUCUGUCUGGUCUUUGUUCCCAAGCUAAUCACCAUGAGAACAAACCCAGACGCAGCCACCCAGAACCGAAGGUUAAAGUUCACGCAAAAUCAGAAGAAGGAAGACUCCAAGACCUCCACCUCAGUCACCAGCGUCAACCAGGCCAACACUUCCAGACUGGAUGGUCUUCAAACUGACAACCACCGCCUUCGCAUGAGGAUAACUGAGUUGGACAAGGAGCUGGAGGAAGUGACCAUGCAGCUGCAGGACACCCCAGAGAAAACUCCCUACAUUAAACAGAACCAUUACCCAGAUGCCAAUAACAUCCUCAGCAUACGCAACUUCACAGAUGGGAAAGAUGGAGAGAAAUCGAUACUGAAGAACCACCUGGAGCAGAAACCACAAGCACAGUGGGGCUCCAUGGAUCCCUCCAGAAUAAGCAGAGGUCCCCUGGAGGAUAUCAACUCACCUGAACACAUACAGCGUCGACUGUCUUUGCAGCUUCCCAUCCUGCACCAUGCCUACUUACCUUCCAUAGGAGGGGUUGAUGCCAGCUGCACCAGCCCAAACGGAAGCCCUGGUUCCAGUCCGAGGCACAGACACAUGCCCCCCUCCUACCGCGUAAUGGUCUCAGGCCUGUGAGCUUUGUUCCCUCUCCCACCUGGUUCUGUGCAGACGAGACACAAAUGGUUCUUAUUUUCUACAAACUCAAUGGACUGAUAUCAUCAGCGUCCGUGCGUAUUUCGUCUUCGACUGAACAGAGUGAGGAGGAGAGGACAACAUUUUUUGCUCUUCAUACGUCUGCACCCCAGUCUAACGAGAACUGAUCAUGUCAGUCGUGAAAUGGUGGUAGAAGACAGGCAACCCUUAAAAAAAUUCCUGUUAAUUAACAUCCUCGUGAUCAUCUUCCCCUUGCCUAGGCCUAUACAUAUUUGCACAGUCAGACACAGACAACACAGAUACACACUAAUGCACAAACAUCGUGACACCCCAACAGCUGCGGUGGACCAGCCCUGAUCUGACGUGUAGCCUUAUCUACUUCAGAGGGGAUUGUUUGUUUUGUUUUGUUGAUUUAUUUAUUUUUUUAUCUGUUGUAUGUACUCUGUGCUUGCGGCUACAUGUGAGCUUGUCAUCUAUCUUUAGCAUUUCACUGCUUUAGAAACUGGAUUUUGGUUUUGGGAAGGAGGAAUUUGCAAGAUCCUACUUUGUGCAGACAUGUAAAUAUCAUCGUCCCUGACAUUGAUGUACUGUAAGCUUUGAAUAUGCUGUGAAUGGACACUUUGAAAGGGUUUCUACAUGCGGACCUUUGCAAGAAAAUGAGGUAGACGUCAAAAUCGCAAAUGAAAACGCGGAAUUCUCCAAAUCAGACACACGAGAUACAAAUUUGCUCAUGUAGCUCUUAUUAUAAUUGGCUUAUAGGCAGAGAUAAGGCAUCAAAAUAAAAAAAAAGCUUCAGGUUCCAAUCGUCUGACCUGAACUGAGAUGCACGUCGCUCUUUUUUCCACUUUGCUAAUUUUUUACGAAUAAUUUACAUCAGAAACCUCAUGUCAUUGCAAAAGCAUUCAUAUUUUACAACUUGAUUAAUUUGUCUUUAGAACGCAUGUUUUACAAAAUAUUGAUGCUAUGCCUUUUAACAGGUCUCCUAGGCUAUAAAUAAAUAUAUACAUAUAUAUAUUAGAAAAUAGAGCAAAAAAAGAGUUUUAUUUUUACGUGUCACAUGCCGGGAAAUGUGCAAAUACAGGUGCAGACAUAAAAUCAGAAAGAGCACCUUAUGAAAUUAAGUGUUCUUAGAAUUAAAGAUGAAUAAGGUCGCAUUUAAACCUACAGCUCGGUCGUAAUAGACUACAAAGAUGUCCGUCUGAUCUAGUCCUCACAGCUUACCAGCACAGUUUAAGGUGAUAUGGGGG